Carya illinoinensis is the source of this 3412-nucleotide messenger RNA. RefSeq names its product glutamate receptor 3.7-like. NCBI's taxonomy places the organism in Eukaryota, Viridiplantae, Streptophyta, Magnoliopsida, Fagales, Juglandaceae. The transcript is spliced from 6 exons. Gene Ontology annotation, cellular component: plasma membrane. Gene Ontology annotation, molecular function: glutamate-gated receptor activity. The coding region runs from base 509 to 3238 and encodes 909 amino acids. The record is from RefSeq and is a predicted model, not a curated record.
CAUAAAUACUCUCCCCCAAAACGUGAUUCUCAUUUUUACUGUGUGGGACCUGUUUCCACGAAAAAUAAAGAAAGAAAUCAAAGUCAAUGCUGUUCUUCGCUUGUUCUUUCCUUUAUUUUCCCCAAGCAAGCACGUCCGUCUUUUGUUUCUGUUUUGGUGACGUAUUCUCCGGCCCUUUGAAAAUUCCAAAUUUCGGCAGGAUGAAAUUUCUAGGUUGCCAGUUUUCCAUUCUCACGGUUUUGUUCUGUUAGAUUUUUCACAAGUUCUUUUCAGACAGAGAACUGGGUCGCUCACUGAUCAUGAAGUUCUGGUUAGGUGCUUUUAGUUUGUGGGGCCCCCUUUAUUUCUUGGGAGAGAUUCUUCAUUCAUCUCAUCUCAUCUCAGUGCUUAUCAAAUUGUACUUUUAACCCCUAUUAUCCAGAUUUUGAAGCAUGUGUGUUCUUAAUUAGAGAAAAGUUUGAGUCUUUAUCGGGAAGAAUUGGGGUGACGGUUUUCUCUUGUUUUAAACAUGAAACACUUUGUGUUUCUGCCUGUGAUGGUUUUCAUAUGGAUAUUCCUUACUGUUUCUGUGGACUCCCAAAGUCCUGCUGUUGUGAACAUCGGUGCAAUUUUUACUUACAAUUCGGUUAUUGGUAGAGCCGCCAAGAUAGCGAUGGAAGCAGCAGUGUCUGAUGUCAAUAAGAAUCCGAAAAUUCUCAACGGUGCAGAGCUGAAGUUGCUCACGGUUGAUGCAAAUUGCAGUGUCUUCUUGGGGGCCAUUGGGGCUUUUCAGGUACUUGAGAAAGGGGUAGUAGCCAUAAUUGGUCCACAGUCCUCUGCUAUAGCUCAUAUGAUCUCUGAGAUUGCUAAUGGUCUCCAAGUUCCCCUUAUUUCGUAUGCUGCCACUGAUCCAACGCUCUCUGCCCUCCAAUUUCCCUUCUUUUUUCGAACUACACAAAGCGAUUUGUACCAAAUGGCUGCUAUGGCCAACUUAAUUGACUUUUAUGGAUGGAAAGAGGUCAUUGCCAUCUUUGUGGAUGAUGAUUAUGGGAGAAAUGGGAUAUCUGCUUUAGGUGGUGAACUCGACAAGAGAGCAUUGAAGAUUGCUCAAAAGUUUCCUUUGCCUAUCCAUUUUGAUCUGAACAACAUCACUGAUACCCUCAAUAAAUCUAAAUUGAUGGGUUCUCGUGUUUAUGUCGUUCAUCUCAAUCCUGACCCCAAAAUGAGAUUCUUCACUAUAGCUCAAAAACUACAGAUGAUGACCAGCAACUACGUGUGGCUUGCAACGGAUUGGCUUUCUACUACCUUAGAUUCAUCCUCUUCACUGAGUAAAACUUCACUCCAUAUCCUCCAAGGGGUAGUUGGGCUUCGUCAACAUACUCCAGAGUCUAGCCAGAAGAGGGAUUUUUUGUCUCGAUGGAGAAAAAUGGUAGAUGAGGAGGGUUCAGCAAGUUCUGAGCUGAAUACGUAUGGACUCAGUGCUUAUGACACGGUAUUGACAGUUGCACAUUCAAUCGAUAAGUUUAUAAAAGAACACAGAAAUAUCACAUUCUCUUUUGACGAUGGGUUACUCAAAAUGAACUCAACUAAAGUUCAGCUGAGCAAGCUCAGAGUCUUUGAUGGUGGAUCUCUUCUCCGUGGGAAAUUAUUAAAGACAAACUUCACUGGUUUAACUGGUCAAGUCCAAUUUAAUGAAGAUCAAAGCAUGGUGAGUGGUAGUUAUGAUGUCAUUAAUAUUGACGACCAGAUCGCAGUGGUCGGUUAUUGGUCCAACUCCUCAGGCUUUUCAAUUUUAGCCCCAGAAAAUCUGAAAAGUGAAGAAAAUAAUAAUUCCCACCUAGAUCAGAAGCUAAAAAAUGUUACUUGGCCUGGUGGUAGUAAAGAAAGGCCACGCGGGUGGGUGAUUGCAGAUGAUGAGAGACCAUUGAGAAUUGGAGUGCCAUACAGAGCUAGUUUUGUUGACUUUGCUACUAAGCUGAAUAACAGCCAUAAAAUGCGAGGAUACUGCAUUGAUGUGUUCCUUGAAGCACGGAAAUUAGUUCCAUAUUAUGUUCCUUACAUAUUUGAGCCAUUUGGGGAUGGCCACUCCAAUCCCAGUUACAACGAUCUUGUACAGAAGGUCGAAGAUGAGGUGUUCGAUGCUGCCGUUGGGGACAUUGCAAUUGUGACAAACAGGACAAAGAUUGUGGACUUUUCACAGCCAUAUGCUACUACUGGUCUUGUCAUAGUGGCUCCAGUCCGCAAUUCGAAAUCAAGUGCUUGGGUGUUUCUCAAACCAUUUACAGUAGAAAUGUGGUGUGUUACCGCAGCAUCGUUUAUAAUGAUUGCAGUAGUUAUUUGGAUUCUUGAGCAUCGAGUCAACGAUGAUUUCAGGGGUCCCCCUAAGAGGCAGCUUGUUACAAUGUUUCUGUUCAGCUUCUCGACAUUGUUCAAGACAAAUCAGGAAAAAACAGUGAGUCCACUUGGACGGAUGGUGAUGGUGGUUUGGCUAUUCUUAUUGAUGGUGGUCACAGCAAGCUAUACAGCAAGCUUAACUUCGAUUCUUACAGUUCAGCAGCUUUCAUCACCCAUCACAGGAAUUGAAAGCUUGGUUGCAAGUAACUGGCCCAUUGGGUACCAAGUAGGUUCGUUUUCUUAUAGCUAUCUGGCUGACACUCAAAACAUAGCUAGGUCAAGACUCAUUCCUCUGGGAUCCCCAGAAGAAUUUGCGAGAGCACUUCAACAAGGACCAACUAAUGGAGGGGUGGCAGCUAUUAUAGAUGAACUUACAUAUGUGGAGUUAUUUCUGUCGAAGCAUUCUGAAUUUGGGAUUAUUGGGCAACCAUUUACCAAGAGUGGAUGGGGAUUUGCUUUCAAGAGAAAUUCCCCACUCGCUAUUGACAUUUCUACUGCAAUCUUGAAACUUUCCGAGAAUGGAGAGCUUCAGAGGAUCCGUGAGAGGUGGUUCUGUAAGAAGGGUUGUCCAGGAGAGGGGAACCGGCAUGCUGAACCUAACCAACUCCACUUGAUCAGCUUUUGGGGUCUUUAUUUAUUAUGUGGUAUCUUCACUAUAGGUGCCCUUCUGGCAUUUCUUCUAAGAAUGAUUUGCCAAUUUGCGCGUUACAAGCAACAGCAGAGGGAGUCUUCUCAUCCAUCCUCAGUGUCAUCAAACGCCCACUGUUCUCAUGUCAUUUCCAGUUUUCUUAACUUCAUUGAUGAGAGGGAAGAAGCUAUCAAGAAAAUGUUUCAGCAUGACAAUCGUCAAGAGCAGAUUAGGUAAUCGUCAAGAGGACUUCAGGGGCUACACCAGUUUACUUGGAGCAGGUUUUUGAGUUGAUUCACUUGCUACAUUACAGCCAGCAUGUACAUAUCUCGUUCCCUUGUAUAGCAAUAAAAACAUGAUGAUAAUUUUCUAAAUGCCUAAAAUGGCACAUGAUCAGUGUCUUAAUUCAAA